This is a messenger RNA of Heterocephalus glaber (naked mole-rat), 1156 nucleotides long. RefSeq lists its product as uncharacterized. NCBI's taxonomy places the organism in Eukaryota, Metazoa, Chordata, Mammalia, Rodentia, Bathyergidae. Gene Ontology annotation, molecular function: DNA-binding transcription factor activity, RNA polymerase II-specific; RNA polymerase II cis-regulatory region sequence-specific DNA binding. The record is from RefSeq and is a predicted model, not a curated record. Gene Ontology annotation, biological process: regulation of DNA-templated transcription.
GGAGUCUUAGAGCGGCAGCCCAGGGGUACCCGGUCGCAGAGGGAGCGGGGCGGGAUCUCGGGGCGGGAGGAAUAGAGACGCCAGUCCUCCCGGGUCCCAGAGUGGUCACGCAGGGCAAUGGCGGCGCCUGUGCGCGACCCACAGCAGAAGUGGCGGCAGGACGGGAGAGAGAGGGCAGUGAGCGGUACCGUGAGGCGCAGGUGAAAACAGCAUGGACAGUUCAGAGUCCACUGCAAAGGCCAUUUCUAAGCAAUCAGAGACAUCUGAGAGGUCAUCAGAGGGACUCUUUGUGGUGGCUCCCGGACCAGAUGCUGACGAUGUCUACAAAGAUACUUUAGAGCAGCUGGAAGGCCAGCCCUUAGAAGAAGAAGGGAGUGGACUGGAAAGUGAUUUCUUGGAAAUACCAGACAAGGAUAAAAAUUCCACAAAAGACAGAUGUAAAGAAUAUAUGGAAGUGAAGGGACAUCCACAUCUGUCCUCCAGCCCUGCACAACGCCUGGGAGCUCCAAAGGGACAGAAAUUCUGUCAAUGCGAUGCGUGUGGGAAAGUGUUCAGUCGGAGUUCACACCUCCUUGGCCACCAGAGAAUCCACACUGGAGAGAACCCCUGUGAGUGUAAUGAGUGUGGCAAGACCUUCAGGCAGCCCUCUCAGCUCAUUGUUCAUCUCAGAACCCACACAGGGGAGAAACCCUACGAAUGUAACGAGUGUGGGAAGACCUAUCGGCACAGCUCCCACCUCAUCCAGCACCAGCGGCUCCAUAAUGGGCAGAGACCUUAUAAAUGUAGCGAAUGUGCAAAAGCUUUUAAUCUGAGCUCUAAACUCUUAGACCACCAGAGAACUCAUACUGGGGAGAAACCUUAUGAAUGCAAGGAGUGUGGGAUAGCCUUUAGUUGGAGUAAAAGUCUUUUUUUUUUUGUACCAGGGAUCAAAUUUGGGUCCUUGCACUUACGAGGCAGGUGGUGGAACCACUGAGCUAAAUCCCCAGCCCGCGAGUAAAAAUCUUGGUCGACACCAGUUUCUUCAUUCUGGGAAGAAACCUUACAAGUGUGCUGAGUGUGGGAAAGCCUUCUGUUCCAACAGAAACCUUACUGACCAUCAGAGAAUCCACACUAGGGAGAGGCCCUAUGAGUGUAAUGAGUGUGGCAGGGCAUUCAG